CCACCAUGUCUACGGCCAUGAACUUCGGUUCUAAGAGUUUCCAGCCGCGGCCGCCGGACAAGGGCAGCUUCCCGCUGGAUCACUUCGGUGAAUGUAAGAAGUUCAAGGAGAGGUUCAUGAAAUGUCUCCGGGAUAACGACUUUGAAAGCUCCCAGUGCCGGAAGCAGUCGAAAGAGUAUUUAGAAUGCAGGAUGGAGAGGCGACUCAUGGCGCCAGAGUCGCUGGCCAAGUUGGGGUUUGGAGACCUGGAGGCUGGGAAACCCGGGACUGGUGAUUAACUCCAGACAGGAAAGGACUCAAGGACUUGGCCUGUGGGGUACAGCUGCAGGGCCUUGUCGGCUCACACCACCUGCUGAUCUGAGUCCCAGCCACCUCCUCGGAUAUGGACACGGGCCUGCUCUUCCUUUUGGUUUUUGUUCCUGUGCUGUACCUGGUGGGGUUCGGGGC
Molecule: messenger RNA, 447 nt
Organism: Suncus etruscus (white-toothed pygmy shrew)
Lineage: Eukaryota; Metazoa; Chordata; Mammalia; Eulipotyphla; Soricidae
Product: cytochrome c oxidase assembly protein COX19
Exons: 3
Coding region: 6-278 (90 amino acids)
Biological process (GO): mitochondrial respiratory chain complex IV assembly
Cellular component (GO): mitochondrial intermembrane space
Source: RefSeq, a predicted model, not a curated record